Molecule: messenger RNA, 391 nt
Organism: Coccinella septempunctata (seven-spotted ladybird)
Lineage: Eukaryota; Metazoa; Arthropoda; Insecta; Coleoptera; Coccinellidae
Gene: Sem1
Product: 26S proteasome complex subunit SEM1
Exons: 3
Coding region: 121-333 (70 amino acids)
Biological process (GO): proteasome assembly; mRNA export from nucleus; double-strand break repair via homologous recombination
Cellular component (GO): proteasome regulatory particle, lid subcomplex; proteasome complex
Source: RefSeq, a predicted model, not a curated record
CGUCUGUGCUUGAAACUUCAAAUUUGAACGUCAAAUAUUGUGUUGUUUAUUCCUGGUUUCCAUAAAUUUUCGAAAUAAAUUAACUAACUCUUUGCCGAAUCUAGUUACUAAUUGAGAAAAAUGUCUGAUAAACCAAAAUUAGAUUUGGGUGUUCUCGAAGAAGAUGACGAAUUUGAGGAAUUCCCUGUGGAAGAUUGGUCUGGUAAAGACAGAGACGAACAAGAUAUCAGCGUUUGGGAGGAUAAUUGGGAAGAUGAUAAUGUAGAAGAUGAUUUCAACAAACAGCUGAGGAAUCAGUUGGAUAAGCAGACAAAUUCUGUUGGUGGAAAAUAAUGAUAUUAAUUAGUUUUGUAAAAUUUUUAUUUGAAAAAUAAAUAUUUGUGAAUUAUCA